AUGUCAAGCUCGCCAAUUGAAGUGCUCAUCUUCGGCGCCGGCGCCGUAGGAGCUUUCUACGGUUCCAGACUCGCUCAAGCGCCAAACGUCAAGGUCUCGUGUGUGUGUCGCUCAAACUACAAGGCCGUCUCUAGCAAUGGCUUUGCAGUGAGCUCGCCGCAAUAUGGCGACUACAAGUGGAUGCCCACACGUGUGUUUGCCAAUCCGAAAGAGGCUGAGCAGAGUGGUGUCAAGUGGGAGUAUCNNGUGGUCAGCACAAAGGCGUUGCCGGAUGUCAGCGACGACUCCAAAUCGCUGGAGGGACUCGUGCAUGAGGGGACGGCGGUCGUGCUGAUACAGAAUGGCUUGGGGGUUGAAGAGGCGUAUGCGAAACGCUUCCCUUCGGCAUGCAUUCUCAGCGCCGUCACGGUCGUUUCAGCAGCUCAAGAACAACACGGCGAGAUCAAGCACAACCGCUGGACUCGCAUCAACAUUGGUCCUUACCUUCCAGACUCCUCCUCGUCCUCGUCCCACGCCGAACAGCAAAACGACAAGUUCGCACACCUGCUGCAACAAGGCGGUGUUAAAGAUGCGGAAGCUUACACACACGCAAAACUCCAGCUCGUGCGCUGGCACAAACUCGCCAUCAACGCCUCGAUGAACCCAUCCAGCGUACUCUCCAACGGCAGCACAAACGCAGCAAUGGCCAAAGACCCAGAGCUGUCCCGCCAUCUGCACGCAACCAUGCUCGAGAUCCUGACCACCGCGCCCAAGAUCAUUGGCCAAGACUUCCCUCCCGAUUUCGCAUCUGCCGAUAAGCUGCUCGCCAGCACGAGAAAGAAUACCUCGGGCAGCAGACCCAGCAUGUGGCUUGAUUGGGAGGCGGGUAAGAAGAUGGAGCUGGAAGUCAUACUGGGCAACCCCAUACGCAUUGCAAGGGAGAAGGGCUUUGAGAUGCCGAGGCUGCAGACAUUGUACGCGUUGUUGAAGAUGGCGCAGACGAACAGAGACGAGCAAGCUGCCAAGGCCAAGCUAUGA
This is a messenger RNA of Aureobasidium vineae, 1017 nucleotides long. The record is from the annotation of a GenBank genome assembly. NCBI's taxonomy places the organism in Eukaryota, Fungi, Ascomycota, Dothideomycetes, Dothideales, Saccotheciaceae.